UGGAUUCGGAUUCUUUCAUAGCUUAAAUUUUCCAACGUAUUUUAGGAAAUUGAAGGAAAUACAGUAGACCAAGAUUUUAAGACUUUAUAUCUAAAUAUUACGGUUCAUAGUACUGUAUAGGUCAACUUUUGGGUUCUCCACUGGUAGAACUGGGCCGAGACCGGUGCGCGUUUUCUCACUGAGUCUGCGCGUGCCCGAGGCCUGUAGUAGGAGGAGGUUCAGAAUAACGGAGCCGAGAUCAUCAUCACCAUCCCGGAGGUGAGGCCCAGCGAGCACACGCCUCAUUCGAAACAUAAAGAUGAGCUCAUGAGUCUGAUCGCAGUCGUGUGCUGUGGUCGAUUCGGGGAUUUGAGAUCACGUCCAGAUCCAGAGGUUCGGCCGCGUGAUUCCAGCGGUAACGGUAGCGGCAUGAGCGCGUGAGCUGAAGCGUAUGCAUCCGAACAGGACGCGCAUUCUCGGAGCCGAGACUGAUCAGAAGCUCACGGGUUCACCGACCAUCUUUCGCUACAUGUGACCGAUCCGAACCACCCGAAUCCAUCGGCAGCUUCACCAGCGGGCUGUGAAUUAGCACGCCAGGACAGUACAGAAUGGCUCCUCACCUGGACGCGGCCCGCAAACUGGCCUGGAUCUUGCUGAAGUCACUGCUGCGUUUCACCUUCAUGUUUGUCAAUAACUGUGUCGCGAUCCCGUCCUACUGCCUCUACCUGAUAGUACUGCAGCCGUUGAGACUUCUGGAUGCCCCCACGUUUUGGUUCAUCGAGGGGGUCAUGUUCAGAUGGUUGCUGGCCAUGGUGGCUUCAUGGGGCUGGUGUGCAGGUUACACCGUAACAGAAUGGGGAGAUGAUGUGAGGCCAAUGUCUGAAGAAGAAGCCAUGGUGAUAGUCAACCAUCAAGCCACGGGUGAUGUGUGCACUUUGAUGAUGUGCUUGCAGGACAAGGGCACGGUUGUACGAAAGAUGAUGUGGUUGAUGGACCAUGUUUUUAAAUAUACCAAUUUUGGAGUUGUGUCCCUGAUUCACGGAGAUUUCUUCAUUAGACAGGGUAAAGCAUAUCGAGAAAAACAGCUGGUUUACCUGAAGGAACACCUGGAAAAGUAUUACUACAGCAGAGACAGGAAGUGGAUCGUACUGUUUCCUGAGGGCGGCUUCCUGAGAAAGAGGCGAGAAACAAGUCAGGCAUUCGCCAAAAAGAAUGACUUGCCACACCUUACUCACGUUACACUGCCACGGUUGGGUGCCACACAGGUCAUUUUGAAGAUCCUGGGACCCCAGCAGGAGAAUGGCAUUCUGGGUACAGAGGGAAGUCCACAGAGUCAAAGUAACAAACCUAAAGGAAUUCAGUGGGUAAUAGAUGUGACUAUAGCCUACCCUAAUGCAAGACCAAUCGAUAUUCAGACAUGGAUUUUUGGUUAUAGAGAUCCAACAGUCACACAUGUGCACUACAGGACAUACGCUAUAAAGGAUGUGCCAGUAGAAACUAAUGCUCUGACAGAUUGGCUGUAUCAGCGAUUUGUGGAAAAGGAGAAACUUCUGGAUCACUUCUACAAGACAGGAACUUUCCCCCCACUAGAGGGCCAAAAGGAGACGGUCUCCCGAAAUAUGAUCCCAGACAACGCCUGGCUGGUUUUUGUCCAAACGUUCGCCUUCGCCUCAGGCUACCUGUGGUACAGCAUUCUACAUCACGUCUACUGCUGCUUCUUCUAACAGCUCUGUGGAGACCCCAACGUGCUGGACAGAGGAGGAAAAGCCAGAGACCACGAGUCCAGAUUGCCGUUCUCCUCUGCCGGACGCUUGAAUGUACCUGCAGAACGUCUCGAGCUGCUGUUUUCGAUCACGGCCUACCCCAUCUUUACUACGGAAGGACACAUCCACCCGAUCCCAUCUGCCCAUGCAGACAUGCUUUUAUCCUUUAGAUUUGCAUAGAACCAGUACAACAUGUUUACACAUGCGCGCUCACAUGCAGAGAGAAAAUGAUGCACAUCUCAUUGUUUACUCAUAAACAUGGGGUUUCGUUUUUACUACAAUCAAAAUUAGGCUCAGGAAAAAGUCAGAGAUAGAUCUCUCACGUCUUUCAUUUCCACGUCUCGCCACGUGAGCUCCCCCCACCCCUUCUGAGACGAACACCAAGCGGGAUGACAGAUUUUUGUUCCAGAGACUUCGGUCCUGUUUGGAAGAGCCUCCUCUGGCUUUCUUUGCACUAUGAAUCCUCGUCCCCUCUUCGGUGUGAGCCGAUCCCCUAUCAUUUCUCCCUCGUGGCUCUUUUGUCUCGUGUCAACUGGACGCUGUUAUCUGCGUGUAUUGUCAGUAUUGAGAGAUGGUAGAGCGUUUGUAAUAUUGUUUACAAGGACCGGGCACCUGGUUUGGACGGGAAGGACGUUUUCGAUGAGGAACCUGGUUCUCGUUUUAAUGUGCAUAAAACAUUACGGGGCCAUGAUAAGAGCGUGUCAUUUCGUGACUUUACACAAUCGACGCCAUACAGACACAUCUACGUGCAUCACACGACUGCCACACAACAGACAUCCGAUAGGAAAAACGCAGCCCCUCAUCUCCAUAGUUUUACAGAUAUUUAAGCCAUAUGCUUAUAUCGUCGGCUUGAAGGGGGCUGACAUUCUACUGACUGAACUUCAUUGUCCUAAAAAAAGAUUUUAAUUUUGUUCACUUUUUAUUUUUGUUUGUUUUGGUCGCAUUUCUGUAAACGUGACAGCGUAACCUGCCUGUGUGAUUGUGUGACUGCCCUUUUCCUUCCUGUGUUUUAGAUGCACAUACUGUCUGGUUGCUUCAUGUUCUAUCAGAGUGUUGGCAAAUCUGUUUAACAGUCGAGUUUAUUUUAUUUAGUUGAGUUCUUUAUCCUCGUUGUUUGUUUAAUCUUGUACAGAAUGGAGUCCAUGCUGUAACGUUGUUGAGUUGAAGCAUUUUUACUAAUGUUUAAGAAUGAAGACUGAGCCGGAUGCCGUUCGCUCUCUUCUCGAGCGAUGGCGUGGCCCUUUUUUAUGUUCAUCAGAAGGAACGUCGUUUCUGCUGCCGGACAGAAGGAGCGGAGAUGUAGAUUACCUUUUAUUUUGUGUUAAGGCACAAAAUGUUUUAGACUAGCUUUUGACUAUCUUGAGGGAAAUGGAUCCGAGCUCGUGGAGCGAAAAGGAAACGUUUUCCGCAACCUUGAGACAAAAUUGCUAAAAGCAUCAUGUUUUCCAUGCGUGAAAUCGGAACUGUUUUUGUGCGUUUACGGGGAGAACGCCACAACCGAGUCGUCUCUGUGCGCUCCUCGUAUCGAAAGAGAAUAUGGUUGGUCCAGCAAUAAUGUACUAAACAAAAAAUGCCCAUGUUGUGGCGAUUUAAAGGAACGAUGCUUAGAUGUACAAAUUAGAUAUUUUUAGUUGAAAACGUUGCACCGUUUUGUCACUUCCCCCUCGACCUAAGCCAUGUCACCUUUGAAAGUGAUCUCUGUGUCCAUAGCUUGCCAGACUGAAAUGUGAAUGACGCCACGAGACUUAAGCGAAAGCCAAGUUAGAUGCAGACUGCAUUGGGAGCAAGAUACGUCACCUUGAACCUCACCGCCAGGAGCUCCCUUCAGACGUGAGAGACAUUGGGUUCCUCGCCCCCUCCACGCUGUCUGUAUGAUGGAGACGUAACAUUGUUUUGUUAAGUAUGGUUUUAUGUUGAAAAAAAGUGAGAUGUCUAUAUAUUAGCGAUUUAACCAAAUUACGAUAGAAUGGUCCAUACAUUUCAUUUUGUACUCCUGUUUCUCUUCCUAGCUACCCAGACAUUUUACAACACAAAUUAAUUGUGCUGGAAUAAAAAUCACGAGCAGCAGUGA
This is a messenger RNA of Triplophysa dalaica, 3813 nucleotides long. It is a transcript of the gene lpgat1, whose product is annotated as lysophosphatidylglycerol acyltransferase 1. The transcript has 8 exons. Gene Ontology annotation, molecular function: acyltransferase activity. Gene Ontology annotation, cellular component: endomembrane system. The coding region runs from base 588 to 1703 and encodes 371 amino acids. The record is from RefSeq and is a predicted model, not a curated record. Lineage: Eukaryota; Metazoa; Chordata; Actinopteri; Cypriniformes; Nemacheilidae.